GGGGGAGGGAGACUCUCGCGAUAUCAGUCUUGGCGCCGUGACCUCCAUGUGAGAGCGGCAGCUGCUGGUAAACACUCCCCGGGGCUCGGACAUGGCUCCCGGCAGUGCCCAUUAGACCUGGCUGCGGCGGUUCGCUCGGGACGCUUCUGCGUAUUGUACUGCACCCGGGAGCUCGCGGCCUCGCUUACACGUCGCUGCGGGCGCCCUCGGACCGACGGGGGCGGGGGUCUGGUCUCCUCGCCCCUGAGAGCGAGGCCGACGGCCCGGGAGGCGCAGGCUGCUCCGCGGCUUUACAAUCCUGCCCCACUGAGCGAAAACAAAGACGCAGCAGAGGCUCCCCCGCCCCACGCGCACCCGGAGAGCGGGCGGGAGCCACGACCGGCAGCUUCCCGAGCGGUCGGCAGCCGCGCACCAUGUGGAUCCAGGUGCGCACCAUAGACGGCACCGAGACCCAGACCAUCGACGACCUGAGCCGCCUCACCAAGAUAGAGUGUCUGCGGGAGAAAAUCCAGGAGAGCUUCCGAGUGAGCCCCGAGCGGCAGCGCCUCUUCUACCGGGGCAAGCAGCUGGAAGAUGGACAUACUUUAUUCGAUUACAAUGUUGGACUAAAUGACAUCGUUCAGCUUUUGAUACGGACUGAGUCUGAUGCUCCUACCACUUCCUUGACUAAUAAGGAUGGGGAAGUCAAGGCACUUGGUGUUGCCAACUGUAAGAACAAAGUCAAGAGAACAACAGGGAGUGGAUCGCCCAAUCAGCCAUCUACAUCUGCUCGGUCAUUUCUCAUUGAUCCUGGCAUUGGAUUGUAUAAGAUAAAUGAAUUGGUGGAUGCCCGUGAUGUCAGCAUUGGAGCCUGGUUUGAAGCUCACAUAGAAAAUGUAACCCGAGCAACAAAAGGACAUAAGAAUGGUAAAGCUCAAGCAAAAAGUGGCAAUACUUACAGAAGGACUAAUGGAAACUUAAGCAAAGAUCAUUCUAGAGAAAAUACAAAUAAUUUGGACAGUGCACCUUCAACAUCUUAUUCAGACUGUAUGGACACUGAUGAAGAUGCUAUUUAUCAUAUCAAGUAUGAUGAGUAUCCAGAGAAUGGUAUAAUAGAAAUGCGUGCCAAUAAUCUUCGACCACGAGCAAGAACCAUUUUGAAAUGGAGUGAACUCAAUGUGGGUGAUAUGGUGAUGGUUAACUACAAUGUAGAGACUCCAGAAGAGAGAGGAUUCUGGUUUGAUGCAGAAAUUACCUCUUUGAGGGAAAUCUCAAGGACUAACAAAGAAGUUCAUGCCAAAAUUCUUCUGGGAGGCCCAGAAGACGUAAUAAAUGAUUGCAAAAUCCUUUUUAUGGAAGAAAUGUACAAGAUUGAAAAGCCAGGAGCUUAUCCACUGACAUUUGGGGAUGGAGAUUUCAAAAGAAAGAGUGGCCCUGAGUGCAAGCACUGUAGGGCAGACCCAGAUGCGGAAUGUCGUUUUUGCUCCUGCUAUUUGUGUGGUGGAAAACAGGAUGCUCACAUGCAGCUUCUGUGCGAUGAAUGUAAUAUGGCCUACCAUAUAUACUGCCUGAAUCCACCUUUAAGCAAGAUACCAGAAGAUGAGGACUGGUACUGUCCUUCCUGCAAAAAUGAUUCUGAUGAAGUUGUAAAGGCUGGGGAAAAGCUCAAGCAGAGUAAAAAGAAAGCAAAGAUGCCAUCUGCCAGUACUGAGAGUCAGCGAGACUGGGGCAAGGGUAUGGCUUGUGUUGGUCGUACUAAGGAAUGCACUAUUGUUCCUUCUAACCACUAUGGACCUAUACCUGGCGUUCCUGUUGGAACAACCUGGAAAUUCAGAGUUCAGGUGAGUGAAGCAGGCGUUCACAGACCGCAUGUUGGCGGAAUCCAUGGACGGAGUAAUGAUGGAGCUUAUUCACUUGUGCUGGCCGGAGGAUUUGAAGAUGAAGUGGAUCGAGGUGAUGAAUUCACUUACACUGGGAGUGGUGGUAGAGAUCUUUCUGGUAAUAAAAGGAUUGGAGAACAUUCAUUUGAUCAAACAUUAACACACAUGAACAGGGCACUGGCCCUAAACUGUGAUGCUCCAUUGGAUGAUAAAAAUGGAGCAGAGUCGAAGAAUUGGAGAGCUGGUAAACCAGUUCGAGUGGUGCGCAGUUCUAAAGGACGAAGGAUCAGCAAAUACGCCCCUGAGGAAGGCAAUAGAUAUGAUGGCAUUUAUAAGGUGGUGAAAUACUGGCCAGAAAUUGGAAAAUGUGGAUUCUUAGUUUGGCGUUAUCUUCUGAGAAGAGAUGAUGUUGAACCUGCGCCUUGGACCUCAGAAGGAAUAGAACGGUCAAAGAAAUUGGGUCUGAAUGUACAGUAUCCAGAAGGUUAUCUGGAAGCCAUGGCUAGUAAAGAGAAGAAAGAUAAGGUUAAAAAGCAAACUGUGAAACAGGAGCCAACCAGACAGAGCAAUGGAAACCAGAAACGGUCAAUUGAUAAUGUAGGUAUAGAGGAGCCUAAAAACGCAUCCAAAACCAUGAGACUGGGAGAUGGAGGAAAAGGAGAAGCUUUCCAGCUAACCCAGCAACAGCAGUGGCUGAUCAGAGAAGACUGUCUGAACCAGAAACUGUGGGAUGAAGUUCUUGCUUCACUUAAGGAAGGACCAAAUUUUCUGAAGAAACUGGAACAAUCCUUUAUGUGUGUCUGCUGCCAGGAGCUGGUUUACCAGCCAGUGACAACAGAGUGCCUCCAUAAUGUCUGUAAAAGCUGUUUACAGCGCUCCUUCCGAGCUGAAGUCUUCAGCUGCCCUGCCUGCCGCUAUGACCUUGGGAAGGGCUACACCAUGGUUCCCAACAAGAUACUGCAGACACUACUUGACCAGUUCUUCCCUGGUUACAGCAAAGGACGAUGAUAUGUUCAGCUCCAGCCUGACUUCUCCCAGUGACUAUAGACAAUAAAGGAGAAUGAACACGGGAAAUUCAACAGUGGACCAGCCAACUUGAUGGGACUCAACAUAUUGUCACAUUCUGAAGCAGCUCUCUUCCCCCUACAGCCAUCUCUUUUGUGUAGUGAGAACUCAAAUUCUCAGCUGUCUUUCACCAUCAAAGGUAGUCUUGGCCAGUUGACAACUAGUUUUUAAAGCAGAAAAACAAAAGCCUCAGCUCUGACUGGUCAACUGUAGCUGAUGCUUAAAUUAUGUUGGUUUUUUGUAACUACCUCAGGACAGAGGAAGAUAAUUUGUGGGGAUUAAAGAAGUUCAGUGAAGUUUUAGCUACACACUGCCUCCUGAAUAUUAGUUGUGCCUGGUCCAGGCAGUUUGAUUUACAAAAAAAACAAGAAAAACAACAACAAAAAAAGCAGCACUUAAACCAGUUUGAUUCAAGAACAAAAAAUUCUGUGGUGUGCAUAAUCCUUUUUUCUUUUUUUCCCAUUAUGCUGCAUUUUUUUCUUUUCUUUUUUUUCUUUUCUCUUUUUUUUUUUUUUUUUUUGCAAGAACAGGCUGAUUUUUAGUCUAUUUUUGUGAGCUUCAUUGUGCUUUUUCUUGUAUCUUAUGCAAGUUGACUACUAAUGACUAAUGAGAACAAUAUGAAUGCAUUGUUGCUACAUUAGUGUAAAGUGAUCUGUGUUUUUUGCACUUAAGGAGGGUAUUCAAGACACUCUAGUUGUGUAAAAAAAAGAAUUCAUAUGAAACAAGCCACUUUUGUAUUAGUUAAAACUGUAUGCUUUUAGUAGGACUUGUAUCAGUGGCAAUACAUCAACUCAGCAUUGAAGGCAGUGCUAGCUAGGAGAUGGUUCAAAUUGCUUCAUAUUGUGAUCUGAAAUUUUAUAUACAGUAUAUUCCCCCAAAAUAUACAUUAAAUAUUUUAUGAUUCAGAAAAAGUUGCUAAUUGUUGCUUUGUAACAACCUUGUAGUCUAAAUCAUAUUUAACAAACAAGUACUUUUUUAUAGUAAAUGUUUUCUUCAGGUGGGCUUUCUAUACUUAAAAUGGGAUAUUAUAUGAACUUGCAUUUCAAAUGUUGGUAACGAGGACAAAUAAUGAAUAUAUUGGGCCACAGUCUGCUUUAAGGACAGAAGAACUUAAUCCACUGUUGGUAGAUUUAACAGACAUCUAAUGGUCUCAAAAUGUAAUCUAAGGUUUGCGCUAGUGGGGACUUAUCACUCUUAAGGAUACAUUUCAGACCAAGGAUUUAAAAUAAACCCAAACCCUACUUCAGUUGGGGUCUUCUUUUUAUAUCUUGGCAGCAAUGACUUCAGUCGUUUAACAUGUUUGCUUACCAGAGUCACAGCAUAAGAAAUCUAAAUGUGAGAGAGUACUCAGUUUGUCUUAUGAAAAGUGGGAGGAGAAACAAACCACCUAACCCUUCUAUUAUUAGUCCUGGUGUAAGUAUCUGAUAAGCUUGAAAUAACAUUACUUUUAACCCAUUCAGGAGGAAAGUAGUAAUAUGUUUGACCUUUUUUGUCUGUUAAAGCCUUCUGUCUAAAGUAACAUUUCUCUUUCAUUCCAGGAGAUAGAAUUUCCACUGCAAUUUACUAAUGCAAUAUGUAUAGGCAUCAAUGUUAGAUAUCUCGAUCACACACUCACUGCCCCAAAGGCUUCUGUUGAGCAAAAAUGUGAGGAAAUAGGAUAAUUCUCCCUUUGGCUUUUUCCUGUACUUAACAUAGAAUGAAAUUGGUUCCAUGCAUCCGACGAAGUGGGUAUUCACCCACGAAAGCUCAUGCUCCAAAAUGUGUGUUAGUUUAUAAGGUGCCACAGGACUCUUUGCUGCUUUUACAGAUCCAGACGAACAUGGCUAUCCCUCUGAUAAUUGGUUCCAACGUCAUCCUUCAAAGAGACCUUUGAACAUUGAGACUCAGACUUUCAAAGGAACCUUAGACAGAUGCCCAAAUUCCUUUGAUAUUGACUGAGUUUCUUUAGGUUCUUUUGAAAAUGGUAGCCUGACUAUUCUUCUGGUUAAAACCUUCAUUGAUUUGUAAUAUAUUUUCAUUGUAGACAGCAUGCCAACUACAGUGAAACACUCUACGAUAGGUUGACAUGUACAAGAUGCGCUCAGUCAAUUCUGCACUAUUUCCAAGUGAUAUUUAGGUCCGGUAAAGUCUUUAUGGUACCUUUUAUGAUAGCCUUACCUGACUGAUAAUUAGUAGCAAUUAACAUUCAUUUGACAGUCAUAACAGAGAUUCAGAGUCUAACAUACUCAGAGACUAAGUAAUAAUAUACCAUUUUAAUAUUAAAAUCUUCAACGCCAUAAAACUUUUCAAUGGAGAAAGAGUAAUCUUCAGUAAUACUCUGACUUUUUAACUGUAGCUUGUUACCAUUGUUCCUAAAUCUUUUCCUGAAUGUUCAUAUUGUGCCUCAAAUUUAGAUGAAUGAAUAAGGUGAUCAAUACUUCUUUAAAUCUGAAGUGAGAUUAAAUUUAAAACAAUCUGAAAUUAUGCAUUGUACCAAAGUACUUAAUUUUAAGUUCCAAAUGAGGCUUAAACUGUUCAUUUGUGUGCAAAUUCCAGUGAUUUCAAAUAAGAACCACACACAAUCCAGUUCUAUAAAUAAUUGGAGUGCCUAACUAUGUUCUUAAGUUUCAAUUUAACAUUUAUUUUCCUAAUUCAGAAUAGUGUGGGGUUUCACUAGCACUUCUCCUAUUAUCAUCAGUUCGGUGUAGUGGCUGGCUUAAGGGAGUGCAUGACUUACAAAACCAGGCCUAGGAAGUUCUGCAGUUUAAUUAGUUUUGGCACUAGCAGUUAGCAGGAGGGGAGCCUACCACUAAAAUGAUUAAUGUGGUACAUUUCUAAUGUUUUUAUAAGAUUGGAUGUGGGAGGAAAUCACACCAAGAACAACCAUGUCUUGUAUCCAUACUGGACAGAACAGAGCCCACUUGAUGGGAAGAAACGGAGACACAAACAGUGUGACAAGGCCUCUUCAAGAAGGGCAGUGCAACAACUGAACAAGGCCCUCUAGAGCUUCAACCAUAUUUAAAAACCAAUGUGCAGUGGUAUUUCCUGUGCUUUUUAUAAUAACUAAACAAGAUUUCAUUUUGGUGCAAGUGGCUUUUACAGCAAAUAACUUUGGAAUUAAGAGUUAGAAUUUUCAGACACCCACUUCUAAUGUCUCAGGCUGUCAGCACAGAGGCACUGCUAGACUGAUUUUGGUGUCUCUGGAUUUAAUAAAUGCAGAAACUGUUUGACUACUUAAUAGGAAUUUCUUAAUGUGCCAUAUUUAGUUUUAGCAACACGUACUCCUUAUUGGCAAUAAAACCGGAACUGAAUUGACUCACAUUUUAGACAAUAUAUUCUUUCUAUUUCAACUGGCAACACCAAAAUAACCCCUGCAAGGUUGGUGCAACAGCCAGAGCUUUUAGAGUUAUGUGCCUCUUGUAGAGAGACUGUUGAAGUGCAACUGAAGGUUUCCGUGCAACUGUUUGCUUGUGUUCCAGUAACAGUUGGAGUUUUCAGCCCUACUUUGCUAAGCAAUGUGUGGACACUUGGCAAAAGUCUCUGUCCUGAACUUUGCAACGUAAGUAAGCUCUAUCAUCAUUUAGAGGCACUAUUCUGAAGGCUUAAAUGUCUUUACUUGUUGUUGUUAAAGAGGUGUAUUCAAUUAGAUUUUUAGGCAAAAAGAUUCUUUUCCCCAAGAAUCAGGCAAGCACAGACAAUACUGAAGGGGGGUUAUUCAUGGUACCAGGAAGACUGACAAGCAGCUUCAAAAAUAUAGUGCUAUAGUGGCCAGUUAUAUACAUUCUCUUAUCAAUUCAUUUGCAUGUGUCUGUACAUACAGAGACAGACACUGUUACAAGUUAAGAGAGAACCUUGAACAAGGAUAAGAACAGUACAUACAUAUAGAGGUCAUCCUAAUUGCAUCAAAUGUCUAUGACUACCUUGCGGGGGAAGGAGGCAGGGUGGGGGGUAGGGAUAAGUGCUUACAAAUAUCCAGUGGGCUGUGAAGGGCGAGUUCAUUCUGUUCUAAGAGCUGAGCUGCUGGGCGGGCAUUGACCAUAUAAGCUUAUCAGUUGUUUACAGUUGUAGAUGUUGUUGCUACUGAAGUAUUCCUGCUUGUUCUGUUGUUUCUGUUUUAGAUGUUAGCUAAAUUUUAACUCUUGCCUGACAAGAUGUUAAUGUAUCAAAGAUGUAACUUAUGGUGUUUUUCCAAAUUAUAACACGGCAAUCCAAUUCUUGCAAAAGUAAUGGAAUGAUACGACUAAUGCAUCUUUGAUAUUGAGGAUCACCUUUAGUAAAUCAGUUCAGAAAAAAUGCAGUUGGCUGUACAGCCUAAGAUGGUGGUGGAUGUCUGGCUGAACGGGCAUUGCUACUGAAAAAUCUCCCAUCAACGGCAAGAACGGUUGCACGUGCACCUGCCGUGGAGCUAUACUACUUGAAGAAAUAAAGGUAAGCUGUUUUCAUAAGAAUCUAUAUAGAUUAAGGAUCCAUAAUUACAAUAGAGUACUCAAUAGUACCCAAAUACCUAGGAAAGCUGAAAUUUUCCUGUGAUUUGCAGGUCACCCCUUCCAUUGACAAAAAGAGGUUUCUCUUCCUUGCCCUCAGCGGGGCUCUCCAAAUAGUGUCUACGUUUUCCCAAUAUUCAAUAUUCCAAUUUCCUCUACCUGUGUCUUACUCAGGCAUCUAUAAACUUUCCCUUGAUCCCACAGAUUUCUGGGGCUGGUGUGAUACAUGCAUUCCUUCUGUGGAUCCAACAUCCAGAUCUUCUGUUUCAGCUCUCUUCCGCUUCACCCUCUUCUGCUGUUAAGCUGCCAGAGAAGCCAUGAUUCUUCCCUUCUGCAGAAGUUGAUGAGAUUUACAAAGUGAAAGCAUUGCACACCUUUUAUGGCAGGCACAGUGGACUGCUUUUGGUUGGAAGGUAAGGGAGGCACUAAGAGGAGGGGAGGCAAAGGGAGAGAGUCCCUGCUUCUGUCUUAGGUAAGCAAUACCUUCCUUUCACUGCCAUCAUGCGCACUUAAUUCUUUGUGAGGAAAGUCCUGGCUUAAGACACAAUCAUGAGGCCUGCAGGCAUUUCGAAAAACAAGGACAAUGGGUUUAGAGACUGUGGAACACGUUCUGAGAUAGGGAUAUUGCCACUCUGAGGUCAGACUGUCAUCUUGCAAAUUACCUAAGUUGCUGUAGCUCCAACUUGGUCCCAAGGAUGGGAUUAACCAUAGGGUUGACAACUCUGACUGAAGCUAUUCUGGGAGAUUUUCCCCCCAACAUGACAUAAUGUAAUUUGCUUAAAAUAUCCUAUUAAAACCUCCCAGAUUGCACUCAAUAGUCACUGGACAAUCAAUGCCGAUUUCAGGAGACUCCCGGCCAACCCUCAUUGAAAAGUUCUGUCUUUCUGUGAAAUGCUGGGUCGGGGAGAAGGAGCUGAGGCAUGCUGAGUAUGUAGGAAGUAACCUGACGAAUUGAGCUGAAAUGGUUGGAAAUGAAACCUCAUUUUCUCCUUGUCACAGCAAAAUGGCAAGUCCCAAGUAAUAACUUAAGCUUUAUCUGCAAAUGAGGAUGCAGACCAGUUACAUCCAUUGGUGCCCAGCCAUGGCUGUUGCUGCAGUGGUGCAAAUUCCUGGUGCAGACAGACCAAGACACUGCUUUCAUGUUGGAGUUUGUGCCUGUUUUGAACUGUGCAGUGGUGCAAUAUACAGUAGAGUUUUUACAUCAGGGCAGUUUCUUGAGUGGCUAUGAUCAGGUUUUUUCCCUGCAGCAGACAAGGCCUGCGUUAUAGCUCUUCUUUACUAACUACAUUAAUUUUAGUAAGAGCCAAUUCUAUUAUUCUUGCUGGAAAGAAAGAAGACUCUGAAAUUUAACACAGCUGAGUUCCCCCUUAAUGGACUGGUGGGAACAUCCUCCCUUGCUGUUCACAUGGGAGCAGCUAUUGCAGUUUGCUAGCAGUCAUUUCCUUUCUUCAUCCUCUCCCUCCUGGCAAACACCAGCAAAAAAAAAAAAGUCACUUUUCAAAAAUCAAAACAGGCGCUGUCCUCAUCCACUUCAUUUGCUAAGCAAUGGCAUUAGAAAAA
Molecule: messenger RNA, 8947 nt
Organism: Chelonoidis abingdonii (Abingdon island giant tortoise)
Lineage: Eukaryota; Metazoa; Chordata; Testudines; Testudinidae
Gene: UHRF2
Product: ubiquitin like with PHD and ring finger domains 2
Biological process (GO): negative regulation of gene expression via chromosomal CpG island methylation; protein ubiquitination
Molecular function (GO): protein binding; ubiquitin protein ligase activity
Source: RefSeq, a predicted model, not a curated record